Messenger RNA from Dicentrarchus labrax (European seabass), 2667 nucleotides. RefSeq lists its product as uncharacterized. The record is from RefSeq and is a predicted model, not a curated record. The coding region runs from base 161 to 1099 and encodes 312 amino acids. Gene Ontology annotation, cellular component: external side of plasma membrane. NCBI's taxonomy places the organism in Eukaryota, Metazoa, Chordata, Actinopteri, Moronidae. The transcript is spliced from 9 exons. Gene Ontology annotation, biological process: immune response; cellular response to lipopolysaccharide; T cell costimulation.
UAGCCUAUAAUGUCUUUCAUUGGUCCAAAGUGCGAACUGUAUGAGACUCAUAACGAAAGUGAAAGUUGAAUAACCUGGUUAACCAGACCAAACAGUCAUCAGUCUUCACAGUGCCUCCGGUCAAAGACGUGUUCUGCUUUUAGAGGAGCGUGUAGAGUAAAUGAACAUGGCCUCCAUUGGUUUCAUCUGUAUUUUCAGUCUGAUCUUCAUCAGUGCAGGAACUGCAACUACUAAUGCGUUUAUAAAAGUGCAAUGCAAGACCGAAAAUGUGGGACGGUAUGGCCAGCAGUCACUGCUGGAGUGUGUAGUUGACACCACACAAGAAGACGUAACAAUCCGAGUGGUCACUUGGAAGAAGGACAACAAGACCUUACUGGUUUUUAACAAAGAAGAGAUCACUAAGCAGCAGCCAGGCUAUAUGUUUGCUGAGCCGUCCUGGAACAAAAAGAACAUGAACAUAUCCCUGCUCAUCGACAACACUGGUUUAAAGGACGAGGGAGAUUAUGUGUGUGCGGUGAUGACAGACAGCGGUACUGACGAUAACAAAACCAGACUCAAAGUCAGAGCCAAAUACAAGAAACCAACUAUAAACUCUGUCCCUGAGACAGUUACUGAAAACGCAGACAGUACCCUGGUGUGUAUCUCUUCUGGUGGCUACCCAGAAGGUCGACUUAGCUGGUUUGAUGAGCACAACGUGGAGUGGGUGAAGAGUGCUCAAAUGGAGGCAAAGAAGACAGAAAGUGGUCUGUUUGAGCUCUCUAGCAAGCUGCCUUUGCUUCGAGGAUCCACUUUCUCCAAAUAUACCUGUGUAGUGUACAAUGCCAGUGGAGACAAAGAGGAUGAGGUCACAUUUGAAAUACCACCAAAAAAAGAAGAGCUGGGAGGAGAAAAAGGGAUCAAUUCAGCCUCCAAAAUCGUCGCUCCUUUGGUGGUCAUCGGAUCGCUGAUCGCAGGAUUGCUGCUGGUGGUGAUAGUUUACCGAAGGCGAUCCCAACAGGCACGGAGGCACUCUACAGCACCCCUCAUGAGUGACCAUCAAGCGGUCCCGUAUAUACCAGGGGAUGAGGCAGGCUUUGAUGUGAACUCUUUUUGUAGAUGAUCAUCAGCAGAUGGAUUUGGAAAGCCAAAAUAGCCUGGCCUGAGGACGCAUACUAGUCACACGAAUAUGCAAACUUACUGGCAACCUCUGAAAUCAACACUUCCUUGUUUCGUAACUCCACUGUCACUGCACUUUUCCUACUGCACAAUUGUGUGUGUGUGUGUGUACAGUAUAUAACUGGGAAUAACUUGUAUUACUGUGAUUUAUCACAGAAAUUGUGAGGGACUCAUCUAAGCUUAUUAAGUAUCACUCUUAAAUCUAUUCUAAAUCUAAACAUACACUUAAAGGCUAUGGAUCGUGUCCUGUGACCUUAAAACCUAAACAACCAGUGGGAGCCCAGUGUAUCACCAAAAACCAACUUGAUAGUGAUAUCAGGAUGUCAGUGAAUAACAGAUGUGUUUGCUGUUCUUGGAAAAAUCUUUGUUUAAUCUUGUCUUUGUUCAGCCCACGCAGUAACUGUAGCACUUGGCAGCUUGGCAGGAGUGGACUUCCUUCUAACUUCCGUCUGUGACAUAAGGUCUAUAGCAAAGAAGAAUAUGCUAUAAAUCAAUUAAUUUUUGGCUUUUGUCCUUUCUUGGGAUUUGUAGAAAAUAAAGAAAAUGUAGGAUAUCACCAGCCUUAUAAUUUGAGGGUCUGUAGAAACACAUUAUGUAAUAGCAAAUUGGUACUUUCCCACUUCAAGACAAAUAAUGAAGUCAGUUGGUUAUCUUAAAGGUCAGUGUUUCCACAGGCUGUCCUGAGAAUAUUCAAUCCCUGCAAAUUUCAUAUCCUUUUCUAGCCACAGAGAAAUUUACCUCGGUGAAGUUGCACUUCCACAUGUCUCAUGAUCUUCACAUGUCACUUAUUUGCUGUUGCGAAAUAGUAUGUGGUGUAUAAAAGUCUAAAACACAUGUUUUUGUUCCUCCAAAUGUCUUUGGCUUGUGUAAUCCUUGGCGGUAGUAUGAAUCUUUGUUGCCAAAUUAUCGCUUAUCUUCUUACCAUUGCAAACAGGUUUAUGGUUUCAUUUUCUCUUCAUCUGAUAUCUUUCAGACGGAUGUGCGCCCAUAUUUUGAGCCUUUUGAGAUUUUGAUAUGUGACCAGCUUGGUAAUGGAGCAGAUCACCAGAAAAUAUCCUGGAGUCCAAGUCAGGACUCAAAUGCUUUGACACCACAGUUGUGUUCAACAAAAACACCUUAUCAACAUCUGCAGGUGUAUGAUUAAUCUUGGUUCCAUAGCACAGCGUCAUUGGGGUUAAUCAUUGACUGAUUGGAUAGACACAAACAACAGCUUUACGAAAGUAUGAAUUUUAUAUUCUGGAAAUUUAAAAAACACAAAUGUCCAUUAACAAAACUCAGUAGAUGCACUUGUAAGUAAUGUAUUGUGUAUAUACCGUUUUUACAAAUCUGUGAAUAUUUUAAUUCUGUGUGUCUGAGUCAAUUCACUGUAUGUUGUUCAUCAGGUCAAAAUAGAGCUGUUGCUCAACUAUAGACAGUACAGUAAUUACUCUGUAUUUGUUGUGGUGUGAUUAACACAUUGUUUUCUGAUCUGUGCUUUUCUAUUAUGUAAUAAAUAUAAUUUGACAAACUGAA